AUGAAAUUUCAAACCCAAUACAUUGCAUUAUUAGCUUUCGCUGCUUACGCCAGAGCCCUUACCUCUGAAGAACAAGUACAAGAAAUGGAAAUUCUUCUAUCUGAUGUUAAUGCCAACUUAGCCCAAUACGCCGGUUUAUUAGGUCAAGUUGCUAUCCCAGAUGAAUUAUUUGACAUCUACUUCGUUAUGGCCACUGCCACUGACGAUUCAUACACAACUUUAUUAGCCCAAUUAGAUAUGAACGAAAUUUCUUCCAUGAUGACCGCUUUACCAUGGUACUCUUCCAGAUUACAACCUUUGUUAACUGCUUUUGAUGCCGUUGUCACCACCCCUGCUGCUGCCACUUCUGCUGCUGCCACCUCUGCUGCUGUUACUUCUGCUGCUGCCACCUCUGCUGUCGCCACCUCUGCCGCUGCCAAUGUUGCUGUUACUUCUGCUGCCGCCACAUCUGCCGCUGCAACCUCUGCCAAUGUUGCUGUUACUUCUGCUUCCGCUGCUAACUCUGCUAUUGUCACUUCUGCUGCUGCUGAUGUUGCCGAAACCAUUUCCACCUCUGGUUUCAACACUGUUGCUAUCUCUAAUACCAUCUCUUCUAACAUCACCUUCUCUUCUCAAUAUGCUGGUGUCUCAAACUCCACUGUUACUUCUACUCUAUUAAACACUGUUACUCAAGAAACUACUACUUGUCCAGAAAGUGAUUCCAAGACUUCUGCUGUUGCUUCCACUUCCGGUGUUUCAACUAAACUACAAGUUCAAACUUCCAAAUCCAGUAGUGUUGCUAUCCACCAACAAACUGACAAUGGUGCCGCUAAAUUCGGUGUUAGUGCCGGUGUCUUAGCUGCUGCCGCUGCUAUGCUAUUAUAA
Molecule: messenger RNA, 864 nt
Organism: Tetrapisispora phaffii CBS 4417
Lineage: Eukaryota; Fungi; Ascomycota; Saccharomycetes; Saccharomycetales; Saccharomycetaceae
Exons: 1
Coding region: 1-864 (287 amino acids)
Source: RefSeq, a predicted model, not a curated record